UUCUUUAGUCCCCGAGACUCCUCUGUUUCUGCUGCUGCUAUCCGUGAACACAACAAGAGUCGGGCUUGCGAAGAAAGAUCUUGGACCUUCUCCUAUCUCAAGAACCGGUUUAGAGCGAAGAGCCUGGAGGAUCAGUAUAAGAGAUACGAGCAAAGAAUUCUACUCAGCAACUACAGUGUAUAUCUGUAUCUGCAAACAGUUAUUUCAAUAUUAAUGAUCAUUUUUAACAUUGAAGAAUGUACACUCUACGGUUGCAGUUCUGACAGUGACACAGCUUUAGUAUCUACGGAUAUUACUGGUCAAAGUGUCAUAAUGAUCGUGUGUAUACUUCUCAUCAUUUUCUUAGCGAGGGAAGAAAGAAAGCGGAAAAGGAAACACAUAGCCAUGAAAAUGGACGAUAAUGCGGAACCAUUAUCUGACACUGUUUUUAAGGAAAAGCCCUGGCUUUUGUAUGUCAUGACGUUUGGAUCAAUUUUACUAAUUGAGAUCGUUGAUGUAACUGCUCUAGUGUUUUUAACCCAGACUAACACAAAAGAUAACUCAACAAAUACUUUCCAAAAACAACCAAGGAGUUUCUUGACUUCUUUGAAUUUCGCCGAACCUGAAGAAAACUAUACAAGAAUAGAUUUUCCUGAACAUAUACCACACAAGGUUCCUGUACUGUCUCUCUUCAAUAUAUUGUUUGUUUAUCUAUUCUACCCAAUAUCCAGGAAAGAUUUCUCUGUCUGUUUUGGAGUUGCUAUCAGUAUUAUCACUUUAACUGCCACUGCUGUAUGCAAUAGAUUGGUAGAUGCUCAAAUGAACACGGAAACAGAUGGGGACACUACUCAGUUAAUUGCUGAUAUUCUUUUUCACAUUUGCCUCAAUUUUAUUGGCUGGUAUUCCCGUUAUGUUGGUGAUAUUAAUAACAGACGAGGGUUCCUUGAUAAAAGAGGCUGCAUUGAGACUACAUUCAGACUGAAGCAUGAGAAAGAAAAAGAGGAGAAACUUCUGCAGAGUAUCAUUCCCGACCAUAUUUCUUCACAGUUACGAGAUGGAAUAAGAAAAUAUCUAAAAGCUAUUAUGGAAGGAACACAGAAGAUAGGCUUCAAGGAUUUAUACAUCGAGAAGUUUAACGAUGUAACUAUCGUGUUUGCGGAUAUCUGCAACUUCACCCCCCUGACCGUGACCUUGAAGCCCCAGGAGUUGGUGGAAACCUUGAACGAUCUCUUUGGAAAAUUCGACGAUGCAGCUAAAGAGCGGCAUUGUAUGAGAAUAAAAAUUCUGGGUGAUUGUUACUAUUGUGUUAGUGGUGUCCCCACCCCAGACCCAAGACACGCGCAUCAUGCGAUAGAGAUGGGCCUGGAUAUGAUAAAUCUAAUAAAAGAGGUUAGAAAUGAGCACUCAGUUCCGGUUAAUAUGAGAAUUGGAGUUCAUUCGGGAUAUAUCCUUUCAGGACUCAUCGGUCUCAGAAAGUGGCAGUAUGAUAUUUGGUCCAAAGAUGUCACUAUUGCAAACCAUAUGGAAUCUUCAGGUGAACCAGGAAAAGUUCAUUUGACUUCUGAGACCAAAAAGUAUCUGGGCGACGAUUAUAAGUGUUUUCCUGUUAGUAAGAUGGAGGAUCAGGUGAUUCUUGAAAGCGGGUAUUCAACCUACCUCAUUCAUCCACAUAAGAGACACAUUUCUGAGAAUGAAUCCUCCGAUGAGAGAGUGGAGAGGGAAGAGAAGGAGGAAGAAGAGAGGGAGAGAGAGGAUAAAUUUGAUAAAGCGUCUGUUAAGCUUGGUAAAUCAAAGUCACAGGAUGAAGAUGAACCUGAACCUGAAACUGAAACCAAACCUAGAACAGGACGAAGAGUCAGUAUAUCUUUUGCUCCUGGAACAGUAUCAGUACCGGAGAGAACAAACAAAAGAACCUUUGUUGGCAGAAGUACCCGUACCUCCUCUAUUGUAUCCCGCUCUGGUUCUAUCUGGUCCGAAGAGACAGAGAGGAAGAGAAGGAAAAGCGUUCUAAUGGAUUCAAGCUUACAUAGCUUCAAGAGUAUGAUGCAGGGAACAGAAAAGUUCAUGGAUUCUGAGAUUGAAGAGCUUCCCAUAAGAAUAGUGGACAGAUGGAGUCUUAUGAGUAGAUUCCGAAAAUCGAAGGUUGAACCUACAAGCAUGUCAGAUCAAUGGAAGAGACGAGUAUCUAAAGAUAUAAAUCCUGUCUCUUUACUCUUCAGGGAUAUGGAGUGGAACCUGGAGUACUUAAAGGAACAUGACCCUCUGUUCAAACACUACAUUUUGGCCAGCUUUAUAAUUCUGAACUUUAUGGGAAUUAUUCUAAUCGUUACAUCAUACAACACAAGACCUCAUGUAGUUCUCUGGGUCCUAUAUGUUCUGCUCUUUGUGGUUCUAGUGUUCUUAAUCCCUUGUACCUGGAUAUCAUAUAUCUGGGAUCAGAUUAUAGAUCCACAGUUUGAUCUGGAUUACAUUGCUCAACCUGACAAUGCAAUCAUCAAAUUCUUCUACCAGGCAAGUGGUAAACUGAACACGAAGUCCUUGCACAGAAACAUAAUCUUCGUGUUCGUCUCCAUCAUGAUCGUCUUCAGCGCCAUUAUGGAUAUCGUCAUCACACCAUGCAAGGCGGAGAGUCCACGGAACUACACAUACAGAUGUGCGCUUAGUAUUAUGACCAUUUUCAUGUUUCUUAGGAUCAACAAUAUUAUGAAGGUUCUGAUGACAAUGUUCUGUUUAAUAUUCUUUGCUCUUGUAAUAUCAGGAUCCCUUGGGAACCCAGCAGUUAAAGUAUUUUUCUCGAUGGAAACAUUUGGUUUUGAUCAUUGGUUGACAGAUAGUGAGGACCCGAUGGAAGAUAACAGUAACUGGUCACAUUUCCUUUAUCUGCUGGGAAUCGCCAUCCUUUUUAUCGUUAGUGACAGACAAAAGGAAUAUAUUCACAGACUCGAUUAUAUGUGGAAAAGACAGCUUAAGAAAGAUCAGCAGGAGGCUGAAACUACAAAGAUGGUAAACAAGAUUCUUCUCAAGAAUAUCUUACCUCAGCAUGUUGCAGACAUUUAUCUUAAUAGUGAGAGAGAUUGGGAAACUAUUCUCUGAAUCCUAUGAUAGUGUAGCAGUAAUGUUUGCCAGUUUACCAAACUAUAUUAGUUUCUUCUCUGAAGCUGAAAUAC
Molecule: messenger RNA, 3146 nt
Organism: Eurytemora carolleeae
Lineage: Eukaryota; Metazoa; Arthropoda; Copepoda; Calanoida; Temoridae
Product: adenylate cyclase type 2
Exons: 39
Coding region: 214-3072 (952 amino acids)
Biological process (GO): adenylate cyclase-activating G protein-coupled receptor signaling pathway; cAMP biosynthetic process; adenylate cyclase-inhibiting G protein-coupled receptor signaling pathway
Molecular function (GO): adenylate cyclase activity
Source: RefSeq, a predicted model, not a curated record